Messenger RNA from Myotis lucifugus (little brown bat), 6331 nucleotides. It is a transcript of the gene PRPF18, whose product is annotated as pre-mRNA processing factor 18. The transcript is spliced from 11 exons. The record is from RefSeq and is a predicted model, not a curated record. Gene Ontology annotation, biological process: RNA splicing; generation of catalytic spliceosome for second transesterification step. Gene Ontology annotation, cellular component: U2-type post-spliceosomal complex; U5 snRNP; U4/U6 x U5 tri-snRNP complex. Lineage: Eukaryota; Metazoa; Chordata; Mammalia; Chiroptera; Vespertilionidae. Bases 223 to 1212 code for a protein of 329 amino acids.
GAGGCUUGGCCGGAGGAGCCGGAGGGAGGACCUCCAGCUUAAACCGGGCGACGACAUGGACAUUCUGAAGUCGGAGAUCCUCCGGAAGCGGCAGCUGGUGGAGGACAGGAACCUGUUGGUGUCUUCUAUGAGACAUCCCUGAGAAAGGCAGGAGGAAUUGAUGGAAUACAUUUGGAAGGGAUUGGCCUUAACUAGGAGGAUGGUUUCCCCUUCCAUUCUGAAAUGAUGAAGGGAUUGGUACAGAUCCAGGAAAAUAAAAAAUAUUUCAAGCGUAGUGAACUUGCAAAAAAAGAAGAGGAAGCAUAUUACGAAAGAUGUGGCUACAAGAUACAGCCAAAAGAGGAUGACCAGAAACCAUUAACUUCAUCGAAUCCAGUAUUAGAACUUGAACUGGCAGAGGAAAAAUUACCAAUGACCCUUUCUAGGCAAGAGGUUAUCAGAAGAUUGAGAGAAAGAGGAGAACCAAUCAGACUAUUUGGAGAAACUGAUUAUGAUGCUUUUCAGCGUUUAAGAAAAAUAGAGAUCCUGACACCAGAAGUUAACAAGGGAUUGAGGAAUGAUCUGAAAGCAGCUUUGGAUAAGAUUGAUCAGCAAUACCUCAAUGAACUUGUGGGUGGUCAAGAGCCUGGAGAGGAAGACACACAGAAUGACUUGAAAGUUCAUGAAGAAAACACCACAAUUGAAGAGUUAGAGGCAUUGGGAGAAUCUUUAGGAAAAGGUGAUGAUCAUAAAGACAUGGACAUCAUUACCAAAUUCCUUAAGUUUCUUCUUGGUGUUUGGGCUAAAGAAUUGAAUGCCAGAGAAGAUUAUGUGAAGCGCAGUGUGCAGGGUAAACUGAACAGUGCUACUCAGAAACAGACCGAGUCCUAUCUCAGACCCCUUUUCAGAAAGCUACGGAAAAGGAAUCUUCCUGCUGAUAUUAAAGAAUCCAUAACAGAUAUUAUUAAAUUCAUGUUACAGAGAGAAUAUGUGAAGGCUAAUGAUGCUUAUCUUCAGAUGGCCAUUGGAAAUGCCCCUUGGCCCAUUGGUGUCACUAUGGUUGGUAUCCAUGCCAGAACGGGUAGGGAGAAGAUUUUCUCCAAGCAUGUUGCACAUGUUUUAAAUGAUGAAACACAGAGGAAAUAUAUUCAGGGAUUGAAGAGGUUAAUGACGAUUUGCCAGAAGCACUUUCCUACAGAUCCAUCAAAAUGUGUGGAGUAUAAUGCACUGUGAGAUCUGUGUAUAAUGUGAAGAUAACAGCAAGAAACUUAAGGGAGCAUGAUAUGGACUUCUGCAGUUACCAGCAGGAAUGAAGGAAGAAGAAAACGAAUUUCUAGACUCUGGUUUCUACCUAAUGCAACUCGUGGUUUUUUAAGAACUGUCUUGGCUCUCCUGUCACAUCUGACUGCAUACUGAUUUGUGUCUUGCUUUUAUUUUAAAUAGUUGAAAAGCUAAGUUCUAAUAGACUCUUCCCCAUAAUUUAAAUGUGUAAACAGUGGUCACAGAAGGUUUAAAAUGACUCUUUCCCUCUAGACCUGAAAGUUGCAGUUAGAUUAUUAAAAAGAAACAUUUGAGGAUGAACUUAAAUGUUUCUGUAAAAUAUGAAUUUUACAUUGUCUUUUAUGUCAUAUUUUUAGAAAAUAUUUUUAUAUAUUUCAACAAAAAUAUGGAACCAUUUAACGAAACUUAUAGUCCUUAAAUGUUUCUGAACUUUUGCCAUCUUGCAAUAGAACUUGAAUGUAAAUGUUAUGACUGUUUACUCAAAUGUUAUUUUUCUUGCAUUUCAAAGCUUGCUUUUAUCUUCUAAUGAAUGUAAAGUUCAUAUUUGUCACCUCUUGGGACAGAUAGAAUUAACAGGAAAUAGAAAUUUGAAAAUCAGAGAUAUAUUAUACCCACAGAAGUUCAAACUAAACCACAGUGCAUAGAGGUCAAGGGGGGAAAAUGGACUGUCAAGCCAGCCAAGAAUGGGGACAUUUUGUGCUUCUGGUUCUUCCUAGAAUAGGACUACCUGUAAGUUUCAUCCUCAUGAGACCUGGGGUGGACUGCUAUUCCUAGCUCCAUCCCUCUAAGCAGCAGAGAAGGGUGCCAUUAUUCUCCUCACUGCCUGAGACAGUAGGUCCUGGGACUGAUUUCAACAAAUGAGAACUUCAGAAUCUUUUAGUGUCAUACCCAGAUAAUUGUGAUGAAUCACUGUGCCUGGGGAGUUGAGGGGGCUCAGCUAAUAGAGGAAAGCUGGUAAUACAAUGUUAGCAGACCAGGUGGAGAGGCGGUACCAGAUAGUGGUAAGAGUGGGGCUCUGUCCGAACUCAGAACUUCUAGCUUCAAGUUUUAGCUCUCCACCUGACUGAAUGACUGUGAGUGAGUAACAAUCUUUCUGAGUCUCAGUUUCCUUAUCAGUAAGUAGUAGUUAGUAAUGGUAGCCCAUGCCUCCUGGCAUCAUUGUUGUGUUACAAGUAAAAAAAAAAAAAGCUUGGUACUGCCUGGCAAAUAAGAGCUCAGUCAACACUAGCCCUUAUCAUUAGGGUGAAGCCAAAGUAGCUGUCAUGAACCCUGUGGUUACGGGCAGUGUGUGUUCACGUAAUGUAACAGUGGUGGUGUUAGCAGCAGCUAUGGGAAUAGAAACAUUUCUUCCACAUUUACUAUAUGCAGGCUCUGGUGCUCUCACUUUGAGCCAGCUCUGUGCUUACAAGGAUAGAAGAUGUGGGAGCUAGAGUCAGCUGAGUAGGUAAGUGGAUGUAGCUUUACAGCCACUUAUUCUGGCCCCUCUGGGGAAGGCUUGAAAGCUGGUUUUGGCUACUUGUGUUCCAGGCCUGGGCUUAUUGUUUCUGCUGGUUACUUGCAUGGAUGGUGGCUGAGGCCUACUGUGCUAGAUUGAAUCAAGUUCCUCACCCCCCAACCCACCCCACUUCCCAUUCUGGAAACUGUUUCUUAGACUUUCCUAAAAUAAGACAACAAUCUAGACUAGGGAUUUUUCAACAAUCUAGCCUCAGCACACUGGUGUGCUGCAAGAACUUUUAAAACAUGCAAUACCUGACUAGUUAGGGCACUGAUCUCUUCUCUUAGAUUGUCAAGUAAAAAAAGACAACAGUCAACACAACAGUAGCUGUCCAGUGUGAAUAAAUCAAAUUAAUACCUAUUUUUUCGUCUGAUCGACAAAACGUAUUUUUGUGUGAGCUACAGAACUUUAGUAAUUAGUUUAUGUGUGCCCUAAGAUGAAAAAGGUUAAAAAUCACUUAUCUAGACUUUUGCCAUGUAGUCAUAUUGUAUAGGACUUGUUUAUAAAUAUUGUUGACUAAAUACUCCCAUGUUACUUUUUGUUUAUUCACCAGGCCACACAAAGCAUGGCAGUCAGUUAAUUUCACGUUCCUUCCCUUUUGUUAGUUAAUAUGCCACAUAAAGAAGAAACCACAUCACGUGAAAGCAGUACCUUCUAAAAUUGAUCAGUGUGGAUAGACAGUUGUAACAUAUUCUACAGGGCUGUGAAUGUCAACCAUUUUGAGCUUGGUUAGAGGGGGGCAUGUUCGAACUUGUACAUCCCUCAAAGAAAAGUUUUCCAUUUCCCUGAAACUAAAGAUUUCAAAUGACUACAAAUAUCAUAUGGGUAUAUUAAAAGAAAGACCUUUUGCAUUCUCUGAAUCAUGAAAAUUAUAGUUUAGCAGUUACUACAUAUUGUUCUUAGCGCUUUCUAAAACAAUGAAGACAUAUCUUAAAAUUAAUCACAAUCCUGAAAUAACUAUUCUUCCCUUUCUUCUUCCCCACCUUCUCAGAAUUGUAUCCAAAGUUGUGUCUUCUUAAUUCAAAUUUAGUUAAAACACUGAUUUCCACUCAAAAGUCAAUAUACUACAUUUCCCAGGAAGGAGUAUUCUUGUCAACACUAAAGACUGAGCGAUAUUUUUCAGCAUUGCAGGACAGAGCCUGUCUGUGGCAGUCUAGAAGUCAUGGCUGUGACUUCAAUUUUUGGGGAAAAUAAAGCUGAAGUCAGAGAGUUGACACAGAGAGAGAGAGAACCAUCCACUUGUAGGAAGGAGGGGAGGUCCUGAGAGACCAGAGCUAGGAAGGAAGCCCACUAAUAAGAGACGAAAGGGAUCUGCUGUGGGCUCUGAACCCUCAGGAUUGGAGGAAUAGGAAAUAGGAUUGAUAGCAGUACAUUUUUAAAGAUGUUAUUAUUGAUUUCAAGGAGGUCUGUCCAUAGAGGGAAAGAGGAAGAACAAAGACAAGCAGCAUAGAAGCCUCUAUAAGAAAACUGCCAGUCAGGAUAGGCUGGCUGUAAAUUAUGUAAAGCAAGAUUAAACAAGGUAUUCUAAAAUAAACGGGAGGUCAUUUAAAAUUAAAAGACUACUACAUCAUGGUAAAUUUUUCAAAGUGAACAUCUCCCAAGUGACUAGCACCCAAGUAAGGCAAGAUAAUGUUACUAGCACCCCAGAAAUCCUUUCAUACCUCUUUCUAGUCAUAGCCAUGUUUUGUUGUUAAUCCUCACCCGAGGAUAUUCUUUCAUUGAUUUUUAGAGUGUGUGUGGCAGGGAGGGGGAGAGACAGAGAGAAACAGUGAUGCAAGAGACACAUCGACUGGCUGCCUCCCAACCAGGGCCAAGGAUCGAACCUGCAACCUGAGACAUGUGCCCUUGACCAGGAGGGAAGCUGAAACCCUUCAGUCUGAAGACCAAUGCUCUAUCCACUGAGCCAAACCAGCUAGGGCGUUAUAGCCAUGGUUUUGAUUAAGCUCACAGCUUAAUACACAGCACUUUAAAAAGGAACCAUAAGUAUGUAUGUUAUAAGGUAGUAAGUAGAGAUACAAAGGGCUACUCUAAAUCAUUGUCAAAUAGAACCUGGUACCCCUGUCCUAUCAGUUUCCAGCUAUCCUCCCUGCCCCUCCAAAAACCCUAAGCAACACAGGAUAUUGACUCAGUGUCCCAGAGAAGAUGUCUGAGUAUCUCCGAUUACUCUGCUAGAUAAUAUAUGGCUGUUGUCACUUUUUUUUAUCUGACAAUCUAAGGGAAAAGAGGUCAGUGCCCCUGACUCAAUAGUCAGGUAUCACAUAUCUUAAAAAUUCUUGUGGUACAUUGGUUGAAAAUCACUGACCUAUAGGGGUGAGAGGAGAUAAAGUUCAGGGAAGCACUUUGGUGGAGGUGGCAUUUGAGCCUUGCAGGCAGAUCUGUAUGGAUCUGAUAAGGGGGAGAAGGACGUGCAGUCCUGAUGGAGCAGCAUGUCUGGGAAACAGCAAGCAUUCUGGUGUAGCUGGCACAGUCAGUGCAUGGAGAGAUCACAGCUAGAAAUACAGGUGAAGUCCAAAUUCAGGUUUAAUAACAUGGUUUCAAAAAGCUAUCGCAUAGUAUGGAAGGAUGGAAUAGAGUUAAAAUGACCAACUAUCUCUUUAAGAAUAUUUCCAAACUUCUCACAUGGUAUGGAAGUCUCUUCACAUUUGAGCACCCGAAUUCCCUCCACUAUUUAUGUUGCUUGGAAUGCUUGUACAUACUCUCUUUUUUCCACUAGCUAGCUAGCUUUUAUGCAUCCUUUGAUACUUGGCUCAAAUGAAAGCAUUUGUCACUUCACCAGAGUUGAAUUCCUUCACUUUCCUAAUUACCAAAACAAGGCCAGUUCCCUGUGGGGUUCUUCCCAUAACAUCUUGUCUACACCAACACCUAUCACACUAUACACACUAUGUUAAUUACUAACUUCUGUUUUUUACCACUUAGAUAUGAGCUCCUUGAGAUUCAUCUCUGUACCUUUGCAUCUAAGAUGGGAUAAAUGUUCAGUGCAAGUUUAUCAAAUAUAAUAGAGGAGGCUAUUUUAAUAAUCUAAAAUAAAAAUUUUAGAUUAUUAUUUCCCACAUGAAAGUGGGAAAUGAAAAGUUUAGGACAGAUACCAAAGCUCAUGUGUUUUACUCAUAGGAGAAACCUUCAGGACCCCACCCUAAAUCUAUUCUUAUUUUAAGAAUAAUUUUAAUAAACACGAUCAUCAGAUUUUAUAACCUAUAAAAGUAUAGUUUCUAAUAAAGAACCUGAAUCAUUAAGAAAAGGUUAAAUUACAGUUGAGCAUACUUCAGCUUAACAAGAUAUAGACAUGUACUAUUUCCAAAGUGUUUUCAUCCAAAUAAACAUGAGCCUUUUUUUUUUUUUGCACACAUCAGUUUACUGACAUUCUGUGAUAGACUGUAGCAAAACAGAACCUCAUACACUGUUUGUGAGGGUGUAAAUUGAUACAACUUUUAUGGAUAUUAUUUAUCACCAGCUCUAGAAAUUUAAAAGGGGGGAUAUUCUUUGGCCGAGUAAAUCUACUUAUAAAAAGUAAAAUGUAUAUACACUUCGAAUAAUUAUAAAGGCAGUGUUUAUUAAAAUACAUUUCAUUUUCCAAUA